GCUAUUCUAAAAAGCAAGCAUUAUUUUUCUUUUAAUAUCGAACUUGAAACGUUUCUAUUUCAAAGAACAAAAAAGAUAUAAUUUUUGUUGAUUUUGACUGUACAAUAACGAAAUAUAUAACUACAUUCUCCCUUAUUUUAGUUUUACUUUUACUAAAUUUUAAAAAUGCCUUCCGAAACAUCGAUUUUUCAACCACCAGUAAAUAUAUCAAGAUGUUCUUAUAUAUGCAAUUUGGAAGAAUAUAAAAAAAUAUAUCUGGAAUCAAUUAAUGAACCAGAAAAGUUCUGGUCUAAAAUUGCUGAGCAAUUUCAUUGGGAAACAUCUUAUAACCAUAAAAGUUUUUUGAGUUAUAAUUUUGAUAUUUCCAAAGGGCCAAUUCAUAUUAAGUGGAUGGAAGGAGCUUCAACUAAUUUGUGUUACAACCUACUAGAUCGAAAUGUGAAAAAUGGACAUGCUGACAAAAUAGCAUUUUAUUGGGAAGGCAAUCAUCCAGAUGAUUAUUCAAAAGGUUUAACGUAUAGAAAACUUUUGGAAGAAGUGUGUCGAUUUGCAAAUGUGUUAAAGACUCAUGGAAUUGAAAAAGGUGAUCGCGUUUCAAUCUAUAUGCCUAUGAUUUUAGAGCUUCCAAUUGCAAUGUUGGCCUGCGCUCGAAUAGGUGCCGUUCAUUCAAUAGUUUUUGCGGGUUUUUCUUCUGACGCUUUAGCAGAACGUAUGGUUGACUGUAAAGCAAAAAUGCUCCUUACCGCUGAUGGAGUAUGGCGAGGCGAAAAACCAUUAUUCUUAAAAGCUUUGUGUGAUGAUGCAUUAUAUAAAGCUGAAAUAUUAGGACAUAAAGUAAAUAAAUGUAUAGUUGUGUCUCAUUUCAAACGCGUGUCAGAAUGUAGACAAGAUUUUCAAAGUCAAAAUAUUCCUUGGAAUGAAGAUAGAGAUUUCUGGUGGCACGAUGAAAUGGAAGACAAAGAGUCAGCCUGCUAUCCUGAAUGGAUGGCAGCUGAAGAUCCCUUAUUUAUGUUGUAUACUAGUGGGUCAACUGGGAAACCGAAGGGAGUCUUACAUACGACGGCAGGUUACUUGUUAUACGCAGCAACAACCUUUAAAUAUGUUUUUGAUUAUAAACCAAAUGACGUAUUUUGGUGUACGGCAGAUAUAGGUUGGAUUACUGGUCAUACUUAUGUUGUUUAUGGUCCUUUAUCAAACGGAGCAACUUCAGUAAUGUUUGAAGGAACACCCUUUUAUCCAGAUAAUGACAGAUAUUGGCAAAUAAUUGACAAAUAUCAUGUUAACCAAUUUUAUACGGCUCCAACAGCAAUUAGGGCCUUAAUGAAAUUCGGUGAAGAACCAGUAAAAAAGCACAGUCUUAACACUUUAAGGGUUUUGGGUAGCGUUGGUGAGCCUAUAAACCCAGAAGCUUGGAUGUGGUAUUAUAGAAAUAUUGGUAAGGAAAAAUGUUCUAUUGUAGAUACCUUUUGGCAAACAGAAACCGGUGGACAUGUUAUUACUCCACUUCCAGGCGCAACUCCAUUAAAACCGGGCUCAGCCACGUUACCAUUUUUUGGAGUUGAACCAAUCCUUUUAGAUGAUGGUGGUAAUGAAAUCCAGGGUGAAGGAGAAGGGUUUUUGGUUUUCUCGAGGCCUUGGCCAGGAAUAAUGAGAACUAUAUUUAAUAAUCACCCUCGUUUUGAAAGUACAUAUUUCUCAAAGUUUCCGGGAUAUUAUUGUACAGGAGAUGGCGCCAGACGUGAUACUGACGGAUAUUUCUGGAUAACUGGUCGAAUAGAUGACAUGUUAAAUGUCUCAGGUCAUUUGAUGUCUACUGCUGAAGUAGAAGCUGUUCUUACGGAACAUUCAAAGGUUUCAGAAGCAGCUGUUGUAUCCCGUCCGCAUCCAAUUAAAGGAGAAAGUUUAUACUGUUUUAUUAGCCCAAAUGCAGGCGAGAGCUUUGAUAGGAAAAUGAUUGACGAUCUGAAAAAACUUGUGAGGGAACGCAUUGGUCCGUUUGCGCAACCUGAUGUAAUUCAGUGUGCUCCCAAUUUGCCAAAAACCCGUUCUGGUAAAAUAAUGAGGAGAAUUUUAAGAAAAGUGGCUACUAAUGAUCGUGAUAUUGGUGAUACUUCAACACUUGCUGAUGAAAAUAUUGUUGAGGUUCUCUUCGCAAACAGACCUGAAAAUAUAUAAAUAUUUUAUAAAACAAAUUAGACAAAGUUCUAGCCUAGUUAAAUGAAAUGUUACAAAGAAAAGAAUAUUGGUACAUUUCAAAAUUUUGUGGUAGGUGUACUUUAAAGCGUGUUCCUCUUAAAAGCAAGAUAACUUACCCCUGACAUUAAAUUUAAAAAAAAAAAUUUUCGCUAUUUAUAUAUGUACACACAUUUUACAUUUUUAACAGAUUUCCUUUUUAUUUUAUUUUGGGUGUUCAUAUAAUAAAUACAUGUAUGUCUACUAUUCUUUCAAUAAAAUUGUUCUUUCAAUCAUUGCAAAUGUAUAUUUUAAAAACCAAUCUUGAAAAUUCACAAGAUCCUGUGGUUUUAUAUAUUUUGUUGAUUGAAAAAUAUUCUUUUUUGUGACAAGCUUUUUUGUAUGUGUUUAUUCAUAGACAUAUUUUCAUGCAUAAGGCACAUGCAUUAAUACAAGUCCAUAAAUACCUAUGUACAAAUUAUGUAUAUGUAUAAAAUAUUAUAACCAAAUUUAUAACACAAUAAUUAUCAACUAUGUGACUGCUGAAAAAGUUUUCAAAUAUGAAAAACAGUUUUUAAAACAUAUCAUAGAUGUAAGAGUUAUAGAAUUUUAAUUGUUUUCAAGAAAAAUUUAUGUAUAUAUUUUCAUAAAAAUGCUUUAAAUUAAGUUAAACUUAUUGUGGAUUAUAAUCAAAUAUUGAAACGCAGUUUAAUGUUAAAAAAAAUUAGAAUUUACAUUUUAAAAUAACUUUGUUCAAAUAAGAGACUAUAUUUUACUUCACUAAGGUAGAAAAAUAUUAUAUUUAGAUGCAUAUAAAAUGCAUAUAUCAAAUGUUAAAUGUAAUAAGCAAUGUUUAUGCACAGAAAAUAUAAAUGUACGAUUAAAACAAAACUAAAGCUGAAAAGUAUGUACAUAUAUUUCAAAUAUAAAAUUUAAAUACAAAACUUAUAACACCACAAUUAAGAAGUUAAAAAAUAUUUUUUGAAAUUAUUAACGUAUACAAACAUACCGUUCGUAUGCGUUAAUAGUUAAAUUGUCGCACUGGAGCUAUAAAAAUGAAUUGAAUAUUUCCUUUUAUUUGAAUAAAUUCAUUUUUAAUUAAGAAUGCAAAAGAACCUCUCAUUAUAUUGUCGCUUCAAUAAAAUUUUCUAAUUUCCAUAGAUUAUUCCAUAAAAUCCACUUUCAUUAACAUUUUGCCGUGUUUCGGGCCUCUGUACCAACUUUUAACUAUUAUCUUAUUGUGACAUGUACAAUCAAACAGUUUAGUCAAAUAAACUCAAACAUUAAAAAAACUCAACCUUUAAAAUGUUAUACAUAUGUAUGUACCUGUGGCACCAAUAAAUAGCGGCAAAAGUCAAAUUAAGAAAAAGCAGUUUAAUCAUUCAAAAAUUUUUAUCUUAAAAAUUUCUUAUAAAAUAUUUUGACAAGAGUCUUCUUUUGGAUGGAGUCUGGAACAAUCACUUUACAUGAAGACGUGUAAUAUAAACAUUAUGAAAUUGUUGAAAAAAUUAAAUUUGAAAAAGUUUGUAAUUUACGAUUUUAUGUUUGUAAUUAUUACUGAUACGAGUACUACCAUAAAUUAAAAAAAAAAUUUUUUCUUAUUUAA
This is a messenger RNA of Condylostylus longicornis, 3778 nucleotides long. RefSeq names its product acetyl-coenzyme A synthetase (gene AcCoAS). The transcript is spliced from 6 exons. The record is from RefSeq and is a predicted model, not a curated record. Bases 166 to 2175 code for a protein of 669 amino acids. NCBI's taxonomy places the organism in Eukaryota, Metazoa, Arthropoda, Insecta, Diptera, Dolichopodidae. Gene Ontology annotation, molecular function: AMP binding; acetyl-CoA synthetase activity.